GAAUAAGUCAGCUUACUAUUCUUUGGAAAGGGUUCAUCAAUUCGAUAUAAAUUCGAGAACGAUGUCUGCAAAUGCUGCUUGGGAUGAUAGCGACAGCGAAAAUGAGAACGUGGUGGUCGAAGAGAAGCCAGUGAUUCUUCCACGAGCCCGUCAACCAUCAAUAGCUAAGAGCCUUGAAAAAGUGCAAAUUCUGGAGAACAGUGUUGCUGGUUCGGAGAAAAACGCUUCUGAUGACGAUUCAGAUGCCAGUUCCGUGAUGUCGGAUGACUUGGAAAGUCUCGGAGAAACGACGGAAGUUCUCAAUUUCUCUCUGGAACAACUCUCGAUGAUGAAGAAGAAUCUCGCCCAAUUUCCAUGCAGUUACAAAAAUAUUAUCAGCGAAUUCGCUGACGUUGAAAUUUUCUUAAUCUCAAUUGACUCGUUGAUUGUUGAAUGUGCUGCUCACAGUUAUCACAACUGGGAUGUAGCCGGUCAAUCUAUGGUUCUCAACAAACAAAUCGAUCGUUUCCUACAACAAUUUGUCGAUAUUGGAGGACGAUUCAAGCUUGUUGUCUUUUCUGAUCUGACUACUCAAUUUGCAAAGGACACAACUCUCUCAUUUGCCCGAUCUACUGCUCUUGCACAUUUGGCAAAUGGUCCACACGCUCGAGAUUUGUUGUUCUUCACAAAUCCAACUGAUCCAGAAUGGGACAAGCUUUUGAAUGAUUUGACACCAUCUUUCCUAAUGAUCUCCACGGAUAAUGUUACUCAAAACGUGUGCGCUUCUCAGGAAAUCGAUCUUACAAAACAAUUUGAGACCAUCGCAUUCGAUGUGCUCACUCGUUCAAUGUCAGUUGUUCUUCUCCACUCGAUCAAAGUGAACUUCGUAUCUGUUGAGGCUUAUUACAUUCAACCACUUCUUGUUGUUGCUCCAGAUUGGCAAGCUUUCCUUGCCGCACACUGGGAUAAUAAUGGAACGCUUCUCCGGAACCAUCUUAGUAAGGAAAUCAAGUUCAAUCAAUUCGAAACUCCUGCGGAUCUGUGGGUGAAAGUUAUCACAGAUGCAAAAGCUACUGGAAAGGGAUCAGACACUUUUGAUACUCUUGCUGCUGCUGUUAUUCUGUCUUCAUUGAUUUGUAGCAGAAGAGGUGCUCAUAGAAUUUAUUAUCCAACUCGUACUGAUGCAAAGAGAGGACUCAAUGUUAUCAGAGACAGACGAUUGAUUCUGAAUGCUGCUGUCGUUCUUCUCGACAAAGCUGAUCACGCGAAUUCAAAACUGGAUCUCAGUGACCUGUGGGAUGGUAGAAUGGUUUAUUCAAUCUUCGAUGAGCUCUCCGCUAACGAAACUGUUCUUCCUUACCGCCUUCAGGAUGAUUUUGCCAAGUAUCACCAGAAGGCUGGUCUUACUGUACCACUUGCUACUGAUACAAACGAGAAGCUGUUUGAUCCAAUCCCUGAAAUCACGGAUCCACUCGUUGAUUUGCCGAUUCUCUACAGUGUCACUUCACCAAUGAUUAAGAGAUUCGUACCAGAAAUUGAGAAGAUGACGUCACAGAAUGCUGUUGAAGAAGGAACUGUUCAGGAUUAUGCUGAUUAUCUUAAAGAUACUUCUCAGUGGAGAUUGAAACCCAUUGAAGAGACUUAUGCACAGAAAGAAGAGAAAAUCGAAGAUGCCUGGCAAUUGAAGAAAGCAAAUCGUUCAAAACAGUUUUUGAUGAGAUGGUACGAACUGUUCGCUAACUCUCUUGAAGGACGUGGAUCAAAUCUGCUCGUCGACUUCUCAAGAGUUCCAAAGGGUUAUGCAGUUGUUGAGGAAGAAGUUACUGAUGAAAAGAAGACUGGAAAAGGAGGAUGGAGUGGACAGAAACAACAGAAACCAGGAGCUGGUGGAAAGAAAGGAGCUACAAAAGAAUCUGGAAAGUCUAAGAAGGAUCUUAUCCUAGAAGCUAAUAAGAAAGCAAAAGACCAAAAAGUUGCUGAAAGUGAAAAAGUUAAGAUCAAGUAUGGUUGUCAGCAAGGAAAGGAAUCUGUCAUUUUCUUGAACAAUCUGUAUUCUUCCCUCGAUUUGCCAGAAACAAGAGCUUUAUGUGUGUAUGAAAUAGCUGUCCGAGAAGGAAGAACAAUUUUCGAUCAACAUCAAGGAACAGACAAGCAAGAAGUAAGAAGAAAUGCAGCAAUUGAUUUGGUUGGUCAUCUCAAAGAUUGUUUCGUUAAGCAUUGGGAUCAUUUGGAAUCGAAACAAAAAGAACAAAUUGUUGAUUUGUGGGUUUCUCUUGGAUUUGAAGCUCCAGCUGGAUCAAAACCAUCAUCGGAAGCAAAACAAAAGAAAUUGAAUCUUGGAAUUAACAUGGUCUACUAUCAAUUACAGUACGGAGGAGAGCUUAUUGAUAUUCAAUCCGAUCCAAAGAAAGAUGAUCGUGUCAGUGGAUUUGCUCCAGAUGGUUGGCAGAGAAAAAUGCUUGAUUCAGUUGACAGAGGUAACUCUGCACUUAUCAUUGCUCCAACUUCUGCUGGUAAGACCUUCGUAUCUUAUUACUGUAUUGAGAAGGUUCUUCGUUCAAGUGAUAAUGAUGUCGUCGUUUAUGUUGCUCCAUCGAAAGCUCUUAUCAAUCAGGUCUGUGGAUCCGUCUACGCUCGUUUCCGUAAUAAGUCAAUGAAACGUGGAAUUUCACUUUUCGGAACUCUCACACAAGAAUAUUCGCAAAAUGCAAUGCAAUGCCAAGUUCUCAUCACAGUUCCUGAAUGUCUUCAAGAGCUGAUGCUGUCCAGAACUCCAGCUGUUCAAAAGUUUGUCUCGCACAUCAAAUAUGUCGUAUUUGACGAAGUUCACUCCAUCGGAGCUUCCGAAGAAUCACACAUUUGGGAACAACUCCUUCUCCUCAUUCAGUGUCCAUUCCUUGCCUUAUCCGCCACCAUUGGAAAUGCGAACAAGCUUCACGAAUGGCUCAAUUCAAGUGAACAGGCAAAAAGUGCCGGAAAACGAAAGGUCGAACUUAUCAACUACGGAGAAAGAUAUUCUGAGUUGGAAUUGUCUAUCUUGAAUAUCAAUGAUCCACAUGGUGAAGAUGAUGGUGCUGUGCACAAGAAGGCUGGAGAAAGAGCUGUUAUUCCACUGAUGCCGUACGGAGUUUAUAUGCCAGAGAAGCUUCGAAUGUUCUCGAUUCCAGAAGAUCAGCAAUUAACUGCUAGACAGGUUCUCCAUCUUUAUAAUAUGAUGGCUGAAGUUGAUGAUGCCACCAAAAAGGAAUUCGAACCAUGUAAGUUCUUCGGCCAACACGGAACGAAAGCUGUUUGGAUUUCAAGAUCCGAACUGCGUCGUUUGGAAAAUGCUCUGAAAGAACGAUUUAUGGAGUGGCUGAGCUCUGAUGAGCAGAAGAUCAAUUCUAUUUUGAAAAUCCUGAAGGAACCAGUUAACACUCAACUUAGCUACAGAGCACGUCCAUUCAACAAGGAGAAGAUUGCAAACGACUAUAUUGUUACUCUUGUUGACGAUUUGAAAGAAAAAGGAGAGCUUCCAGCCAUUUGUUUCAACGACGAUCGUCAUGUUUGUGAAAAGCUCGCCGUCACGUUGGCUAAUGAACUUGAACGACGUGAGUUGGAAUACAUGGAAACUGAUGAGUUCAAGAACAAGUAUAUGAUCAAGGAUGAAAGCAAAUUGGUCAAAUUGGCUAAAAGAAAGAGAGAUGACGCUGAAAAGAAGAAAAAGGGAGAUAAGGACGAAGAUGCUGGUCCAGAAAAAGAUGACGAUGAAAUGGAUGUACUCGCAAUGAAGAAAGCCAAAUUGGCGAGAGCUUUGGAAAGAUUCAAGCUCCGUGGAAGAAAUGGAGGCGAUCCAGACAUAUAUGCCAAGAUGGUUGAAAGAAUGCAGAAAGGCGCAAAGACUCGUGAGUCUACACAGGUUCUUCUCAAAUUGUUUGAACGUGGAAUCGGAUACCAUCAUGCUGGACUCAAUACUGUCGAAAGAGGAGCGGUUGAAGUGUUGUUCCGAUCUGGAAAUCUCGCUGUUCUCUUCUCUACAUCCACACUUUCUCUCGGAGUUAACAUGCCGUGUAAGACUGUCAUGUUCGGAGUGGACACUCUUCAGCUUACUCCACUUCUCUAUCGUCAGAUGUCUGGUCGUGCAGGACGUCGUGGUUUUGAUCACUCCGGAAACGUAAUCUUCAUGAGCAUACCUACCAGCAAAGUCCGUCGUCUAUUGACUGCUUCACUGUCCAACUUGCAAGGAAAUCCACCGUUCACAGUUCUUUUCCUGCUCCGUCUCUUCGCCUAUGUCCAUCAACAGGAUAUCUUGAACGAAGAGGGACAAAAGGUUUCCACGAUGAAGCAGCGUGCGUUCGCAGCUAAAUCUUUGCUCGAACACUCGUUCAGUAUUCACACAAGACGUGAGGCUCAAGAUGGAAUUCUUCAAAAGCAGCUCCGUAUGUUCUCUGCUUUCUCAUUUCAACUUCUGAGGCAUCUUCAACUUUUGUCUCCAUUCGGAGAAGGCAAGAACUUUGCCGAGAUGGCUAUUCAUUCUUCAUCUGGUGCUAACGGAACUCUCCUGUUCAUCUACCUCAUGCAGAAGAAGUGUUUCCAUCAGCUCAUCAAGUCUUAUGAUACUGCCGAACAAGCGCAGCUCGGAAUUCUCGAAGUUCUUGCAAACUUGUUCACGAACCUCAGAAUGACACCAUUCCACGAAAGAAGUGAUAAUUUGGAAAACGUGCAGGUGACUCUCCGCGGAUUGCCAUCACUGCUAAAACCCUAUGUGGAAGAGUACAAUAGCACUGUCACCGGACUCUACAAGCGUUUCAUGGCUGCUUCUUCCCAGGAUGGAAAUCUUUUUGAUCCAUCUUUCGCCGUCAGUGGCAAGCUUGAUUCUGAAAGUGUUUCCCUCACUGAAGAUUUCCUUGUUGCUCCACUUUUCGAUCAAUACUCCCACGAUGAAUCUUUCCUUCCAGUCAUUGAUUUCAAUAAGAAAGACCAUCGUGGACGCAAGAUUCAACGCAAUGCAUUUGCCUACGAUUUCUAUGUUCAUGGAUCCCGUAACAUGCUCAUGGAUGUCAAUGGUUUGCAUGUCAGCGUUGCUUGGUUCCUUCUGCACGACUUUGCGGCGAUUCUUGAACGUCUUGCAAUUGGAGUGCACAAUAUGGCUCGCCCUCAAGAUCCACUCGUUCUGGUGCUCGAAGAGUUGCACAAGAACUAUGAUGAAAAGUUCCGCAAAGCAUUCGGAAUGCGUACCCGCGAUUAAUCUACCUUUCAAUAUCCUCUUCUAUCUUUGCCCAUUUAUUCACUUUAUUCUUGUUUUUUUUUCCCAACCUAUCUUUUGCUUCAUUUACAACACCUUUCAGCUCUGUUUAUCUGGCAAUUUUCAGUUUUUAUGAAAUUUCCCGGUUUUUCUUUCGCACCCAAAUUCCAUCCUUUUGUUAAUCCCGUUGUUGCUCUUUUCGAAUAACCUUCUGAAUUUUUGUGUCUCUUAUGAAGUUGUUGGUCAAA
This is a messenger RNA of Caenorhabditis elegans, 5451 nucleotides long. RefSeq names its product putative helicase C28H8.3 (gene C28H8.3). Lineage: Eukaryota; Metazoa; Nematoda; Chromadorea; Rhabditida; Rhabditidae. Gene Ontology annotation, molecular function: nucleic acid binding; ATP binding. Bases 62 to 5206 code for a protein of 1714 amino acids. Gene Ontology annotation, cellular component: nucleus. The record is from RefSeq and is marked reviewed. The transcript is spliced from 10 exons.